Molecule: messenger RNA, 6646 nt
Organism: Lucilia sericata (common green bottle fly)
Lineage: Eukaryota; Metazoa; Arthropoda; Insecta; Diptera; Calliphoridae
Product: protein eyes shut-like
Molecular function (GO): calcium ion binding
Source: RefSeq, a predicted model, not a curated record
UUCUAAAGGCAGUUCCGAGACACCAUAUACUUCACAUACCAGUGCUUCAGAGGAUGUAGAUGAAUCGGAAGAAGGCACCACAGUUUUCUAGAUUUGAUGUAAGCCCAAGUGGUGAAUUUACCACGGCUAGGCCAAUUAUCACUAGUCAUGGUGUAGAGGACUAUAGUCCCGUCACGCACUCGGAAGAGUCCACAGCAGGUAGUGGUGAAUCGGCGGGCGAAGAUGAUCAUUCUGGAGGUUAUAUACAUCCUACUAGACCUAUCUAUACACAUACAGUUACUACUUUGGAAACUACCUACACUAUAGAGUACACUACUCCUGUAUCGCCAUAUAGUAAGCCCACCUAUUAUCCCACAUUUGAGAUACCACAUAUCACCACAAGACCGGAAACCGAUAGUCAUAUUUCACCCUCCACCGAGACUGCUGCCCCUGAAGAGUCUGAUGUCACCGCACCUCACGUCAUUAGACCACAUUUUACAACCACAGCAGCACCAUUCUUUACCGAAUACCCCGAAGUAGUGGUCACAACGAAAUAUGUGGGUAUUGUAGCUGGCAGCGGUGGCGUAACAACGACAGUACAACCUUCCUAUGGUCCCAGCUAUACAAUGACUACAACUUCCAGCACGGCUGGCUACGAUUACGAUACAGCUGAAGCAACAUCUCCAGCGCCAGGCAUUUCGGUAACCCUACAUAUUCCCGAAAAUCGUACCUAUACACCCUACACACCCACAACCAUGCCUUCUAUAAUAUACUAUCCCACAACUACUUAUGCUCCCAAAACUGUGGAUUAUGAUACGACACCCUAUCAACCGGAUAUAGGAAUAACAACACAGCACCCCCUUUACACUGACGAUUUAACAGGUCGUCAUAUACCCACCACCUUGGCUCCCGCAUACACCCCACCCGAAUUGCCAAGUUCCACAGUUUCCGUGCCGCCUUUAGUUACGGCAACACCUACAGAAUACAAACCAAUUAUUACCUAUGUGCCACCCACGUUUACACAACCCACCUUUAGAACUACACUAUCACCACCCACCUCGUAUCCGGUACAACCAACAGAAGUGCCACAAACUCCCGUUACACCGAGUUUUAGUACUCAGGCUCCGGUAGUAUCAAAAGCACCAACUACUGAAGCGAGCAGUGAAGAAGAGGAAAGUGCCAAUACUGUGGGAACUGGUGCAGGUGGCACUGGAGUGGAUAGUGAAGCUCAUGCUGAUUGCAUUAAAUAUGGAUGUUAUAAUGGCGGAACAUGUGUUACAACCUCAGAGGGAUCAAGGUGUGUUUGUCGCUUUGAUCGACAAGGUGCUCUCUGUGAAACCCCUAUUGUCAUUAAAAAUGCUGCCUUCUCCGGUGAUUCAUAUGUGUCACAUCGCAUCCACAAGGAUAUACCACAUCAUGAUACAUUGGAUACAGUGUUGCCAAUGCAUGUUCAACUUAAAGUACGCACACGUGCCACCAAUGGUCUCAUAAUGUUAGCUGCCGCACAGGGCACUAAGGGCGGUCAUUAUAUGGCAUUAUUUUUGCAAAAAGGUCUGUUGCAAUUCCAAUUUUCAUGUGGCUUACAGACAAUGCUGUUAAGUGAACUUGAGACUCCAGUGAAUACAGGCCAUGAGAUAACAAUACGUGCAGAAUUGGACUUCAGUCGUAAUUACACCCAUUGUAAUGCUUCUCUAUUAGUUAACGACACUCUGGCCAUGUCGGGUGAUCAGCCUACAUGGUUGAAAUUAUUGCCACCACGUCUACAUACUCCGGACACUAUACUUAAUACAUGGCUACAUUUGGGUGGUGCACCUCAGGCCCCAAUUGGUCUAAUUAUUGAAUUACCACCCUCACAAAGUGGUACCGGCUUUACUGGUUGCCUGCACUCUUUGCGUAUUAAUGAAGAAUCAAGGGAAAUAUUUGGUGACGCCUUGGAUGGUUUUGGCAUAACCGAAUGCGGUUCAUUGGCCUGUCUCUCGAGUCCCUGUCGCAACGGAGCGGCCUGUAUAAAAAUCGAAACAAACGAGAUAGAUGAAAACGGUGACAAGUUAGAGAAAUGGAAAUGUAAGUGUCCCACAGGCUAUAUGGGACCAACAUGCGAGAUAUCAGUGUGUGAAGAUAAUCCCUGUCAGUAUGGAGGAACAUGUGUACAAUUUCCAGGCAGUGGUUAUUUAUGUCUGUGUCCAUUGGGCAAGCAUGGUCACUAUUGUGAACACAAUUUGGAGGUGGCUUUGCCCUCAUUUUCGGGCAGUGUCAAUGGUUUGUCAUCCUUUGUGGCCUACACCGUGCCCAUACCUUUGGAAUACUCCAUGGAAUUGAGUUUCAAGAUUUUACCACAAACCAUGUCACAAAUAGCUUUGUUGGCUUUCUUGGGUCAACCGGGCUAUCAUGAUGAAAAGAGCGAUCAUUUAGCCAUUAGUUUCAUACAGGGUUAUAUAAUGUUGACUUGGAAUUUGGGUGCCGGCCCUCGUAGAAUAUUUACACAAAAGCCUAUUGAUUUUCGUUUGGAUGCUCCACGUGUGCCAUAUGAAAUUAAAGUGGGUCGCAUUGGUCGCCAAGCCUGGCUGUCGGUUGAUGGCAAAUUUAAUAUCACCGGUCGUUCCCCAGGCAGUGUCAGUCGUAUGGAUGUUAUGCCUAUCUUAUAUUUGGGUGGUCAUGAGAUGGCCAAUUUCAAUACAUUACCCCACGAUUUGCCAUUACAUUCUGGCUUUCAAGGUUGUAUUUACGAUGUUCAUCUUAAGGCUGGUCAAGUCACGGUGCCAUUGCAGGAGACGCGCGGUGUACGCGGUAGAGGAGUGGGACAAUGUGGCACCAGAGAAUGCCAUCGACAUGCAUGUCAACAUGAUGGCGCUUGUCUUCAACAUGGAGCGACAUUUACUUGCAUUUGUCAAGAGGGUUGGUAUGGACCAUUAUGCGCCCAGCCUACAAAUCCUUGUGAUUCAUUUAACAAUAAAUGUUCGGACGAUUCUACAUGUGUGCCACUUGUCAACGGAUAUGAAUGUGAUUGUCCUGUCGGUAGAACGGGUAAAAAUUGUGAUGAAGAAAUUCGUGCCCUCAGUGAUGUCAGCUUAACCGGAAGACGUUCUUAUUUGGCCGUAAGAUGGCCAUAUCUCUACGAUAAUUCCGAUAAAAUAGGUGCCAAACGUUCGCAAAUGAUAAGCUAUCGUAAUUUCACCAAAAAACUAAUGCCACCCAAACCCAUCUCAUCAACGAAUCAACAUUUUGUUAUGAAACUACUUAAUGAAGUGGAAAAACAGCGUAGUUUUUCACCCGUACCCCUAAUGGGUUCAAAAUCUUUCGAAGAACAUCAUCGUGUACAAUUCUUCUUUAUAGAAUUCCAAUUAAGACCGCUAUCGGAAAGAGGCCUGCUAUUGUAUUUUGGCACUCUUAACAAUAAUCUAGAUAAGAAAAUCGGCUUUGUUUCAUUGUCUCUGCAAGGAGGUGUAGUGGAAUUCCGUAUAUCGGGACCCAGUAAUCAUGUAACUGUAGUGCGUAGUGUACGUAUGUUGGCUAUAGGAGAAUGGCAUAAAAUUAAAAUGGCUCAACGUGGUAGAUGGUUAACGUUGUGGGUGGAGGGUAGUGCCUCAUCGGCUUUGGCUCCCUCGGCGGAAGUGUUAAUAGAACCAGAUGCUCUUUUGUAUGUUGGAGGUCUUAAGGAUCUAUCGAAAUUGCCUCACAAUGCUAUAUCUGGUUUCCCUAUACCUUUCCGCGGCUGUGUACGUGGUUUGGUGGUGAGUGGCACAAGGAUUGUUUUGAAUGAAACAAAUAUUAUAGAAUCCCGCAAUAUUCGCGAUUGUGAUGGUACUGCUUGCGGCGGUGAUUCCUGUGAAGCUGGUGGCCAUUGUUGGUUAGAUGAAAAGUUACAACCUCAUUGCAUUUGUCCAGAAUAUGCCAAGGGAGAUCGCUGUGAAUAUUCGGAAACUUGCAAGUUAAUACCUUGCAAAAAUAAUGGUCGCUGCUUGAGAAGUGGUCGUUGCUCGUGUCCCAAUGGUUGGGGUGGUUUCUAUUGUGAAAUUGCAUUGAGCAAACCAACAACACCAAGUUUUCGUGGCAACAGUUAUUUGAUCUUGCCACCACCACGCAUUCCCAUGAAAGACAAACGUAAAGGUCCCUCUAUGUACAUACGACCACGAGAAGCUUUACAAAUCUCAUUGAAUUUCUCAACAAUUGAACCGGAUGGUUUGCUAAUAUGGAGUGAACAUGAUCGUAUGAAAUUCUUAGGUUUAGGUUUGGAAAAUGGUCAUCUUAAAAUUGCCAGCAAUUUAUUGGGUUCUGACAAUGAUACGGUAGCAACACCGGCAAGUGGUUUCAUUACCGAUGGCAGUUGGCAUAUGGCUAAGGUAAUAGUGGAUCGUGGCAAAUUGGAAUUGCAAUUGGAUGGUGAAGUGAUAUUUACGGAAAAGUUGGCAUUACAAGAGUUAAUGCAACAGCAACAGCAGCAGAGUUCGAGUACACAGUCGCCGUAUCGAACGAGCAGAAGAAAUUCGUUGGUAACGAGAAGGGGUAAAGAGCCAACGGUUACGUAUGAGGAUAUCUUCUAUGUGGGUGGUUUUCCUAACAUGGAAUCGGUUAGCAAACGUACCCAGGGACGAUAUGAACAACCGUUCAAAGGAUGUCUACAGGACAUACAAUUUGGAGCUGAACCGAAUGCGUUGAUUAAAGAUUUCUCAACAUAUCAAGGUGAAAAUAUUGGCUCCUGUGAUUUACACGGUGACGAGCCCAUUUUAGUGUAGGAUUUGAAACAAAACGAAACAAAAUAUGAUAGAAAAAACAAAGAAAAAAAAAAAAACAUAUUUAAAUAUUAUACAAAUAAACAAAAUAAGAAAGAAAACAUUACUAAAUAUAGAGUAACAAAACAAGAUUAAAUAAAAUAUUGAAAAAAAAAAACGAAGAGGAAAAAGUUAAGAAAAAAUAAUUUUGUAAAUUUUAUAUUAAAAAAAUCUAUUUGGUUUGAAAAAGAAAACUAUAAACUAAAAAUUAUGUUUGUAAUAAUCUUUCAAAAAAAAAAGAAAUGAUAAAAAAUUUUAAAUAAAAAUUAAUAAUAAUAAAAAUUUAGUUUAAACUGUUCUUGAAAGUUAAAAUUAGUGAAAUAAAAAAAGUGCUGAAAAUAAUGGACAACAACAAAAAUAUAAAAAUUUUACAUUAAUAAAAAUUUUUUCAUAAAUUAUUAUAAAAAGAAAACAAACCAAAUUUUAGGAAAUUAAUAACUAAGUGAUAAUAACAACUAAUAAUAAAUUAAUUAAAAAAAAUAUACUUUAAUGUGAAAAAUUAUUUAAAUGGAAAUAAAAAGAAACUAAAUUUUCUUAAACUCAAAUUUAUUUGUGUUCAUUGAAAAACUUUUAAAAAAAAAUCUAAAAUAAAAAAUGUAUUUAUUAUUAUAAACUUUUGUUAUUUUUUAUUUAAUUGUUAAAAUUUUGUUAAAACAAAAUAUUAUGUUAUUACAAAACCAACUUUCUAUUCUAUCUAAUACUCUAAUAUUAAACUGCCCCAAAAAAUCUGCCAAUUUGUUUUGAAUUUUAGUUAAAAAAAUUAGUUUUUAAUUUCUUCUACUAUAUACACAGAGAGAAACAUAAAACCUUUAAACAUUUUGAAAUAAUAUUAAAACAGGAUUCUUUCAAAUGUCCUUCGAUGGACAUACAUUCGUAAAGAUUUUCAUCAUACAUGGGCUUUGCUAGACAUUUGUUAUUCUUAGGGUUAAUACCCCAGAUAUUUCCUAUUGCUCAUCUGCAUGAUUAUAUUUUCAUAUUUAUUGAGUUUAAAAAUUAAUUACUUUUCUUUUUGAUUGCCGCCAAAUUUUCAAAUAUUUCUGCAAUUUUCUCUCCGUGUAUUCCAUUUUCCCGCUUAAUCCUUUCCUUUUUAACUAAUUAAACAAUUUUAUUAAUUCUAAGCCAUUUAGUUGCCUUGUAGCUGUAGAUAAAUACACAAAAAAUAUAUAUACUUUUCAUAAAAAAUAUAAUUUGCCUAUAAUUUUCUAAAUAAAAAAAAAUACUCCCUAAUUAUUUGCAAAAAAGGAAAUCUCUACUAUUCCCUAAUAAAAUUUAAAUUAACACUAAAAGUAAAAAAAACAAAUUCAAAACUAAAAAACCCAUAAAUAUUACAAAUAUAUAAUAAAUUAAAUUGACAAAUACUUAUACAAAACAAAAAUUAUUGAAAAACCAAAAACAAAAAAAAAAAUAUUGAAUAAAAAACGAAACAAAUUUCAAAAUCAUCCAGUUUUGCAUUUUCAUAUAAAAAAAAAAUUCGGCAUAAAACAUAUAAUUUUAGCAUGACUCUAAAAAAACAUUGUAAAUUUUACAACCAAACACCACAUUUAAAAAAAAAUAAUCUAUUUUCCUUAAUUUUCAAUAAAAAUUCUCUACAGUAACUGUAAAAACUCAUCAGCUCACCUUCAACUUAAAGUUUUUAAACUCAAAACUGUCAAAAAUUAACUAAAAAAAAAACUUUUCAAAACCCCCCAAAAACAUUGUGUUAAAAAGACAACUUAGAAAUGGUGUAUAAAAACAAACAUCUUAAAUAAUAAUAAUAAUGUAAUGAAAUUAAAUAUUUAAUAAUAAAAAUUAUAUUUAUAAUAUUGAAAAAUUUAAAACAAAAUAUUGAAACCAAACGAUUUAUGAUUUUAUGUAAAGGCAACUUAGUUAUAUUAUUUUAAAUAAAAAUAAUUAAAAAA